Messenger RNA from Lycium ferocissimum, 932 nucleotides. Its product is annotated as SUMO-conjugating enzyme SCE1-like. Gene Ontology annotation, biological process: protein sumoylation. The transcript is spliced from 5 exons. Lineage: Eukaryota; Viridiplantae; Streptophyta; Magnoliopsida; Solanales; Solanaceae. Gene Ontology annotation, cellular component: nucleus. The record is from RefSeq and is a predicted model, not a curated record. Bases 204 to 686 code for a protein of 160 amino acids. Gene Ontology annotation, molecular function: SUMO conjugating enzyme activity.
UAUCUUUAAUCCUAUUAGGUAAUUCCGUCACAAUUUCCUCAUGUGAUCUGCACCGUUCAUUCUGCCACUUUACAGCUUUAUUACGCCCACACCAACAAGACUUAACGUCCUUUCUCCCCUUUUUCUUUUUAUAAAAGGAGUAGCCAAGAGGAAUUUGCUCACUGCUCAUUUAGUGUUUAAUAAUCUUAGCAACAAAGACAACAAUGUCGGGAGGUAUUGCUCGUGGUCGUCUUGCAGAGGAACGCAAAGCUUGGAGAAAGAAUCAUCCCCAUGGUUUUGUUGCUAAGCCGGAGACACUUCCAGAUGGGUCAGUUAACCUGAUGAUUUGGCACUGUACCAUCCCUGGUAAAACUGGGACUGAUUGGGACGGUGGUUUUUAUCCACUUACAAUUCACUUCAGUGAAGAUUAUCCGAGUAAACCGCCAAAGUGUAAAUUCCCACCUGGCUUUUUCCAUCCAAAUGUCUAUCCGUCUGGAACAGUCUGCUUGUCGAUCCUCAAUGAAGAUAGUGGAUGGAGACCAGCCAUCACUGUGAAACAGAUACUGGUUGGUAUCCAGGACUUGUUAGAUCAGCCAAAUCCAGCUGAUCCUGCCCAAACUGAAGGGUAUCAUAUGUUUAUUCAGGAUGCUCUGGAGUACCGAAAGAGGGUGCGACUGCAGUCUAAGCAGUAUCCACCUCUUGUUUGAGGAAUGUUUGUCUAAUAUUGUGGUUGCUGGAUUGUACGUCGAAGUUUGCUGUCAAGGAAUCUGCCAGCUAGUGAUGCUGAUUGGUAUUUGUUUAAGUGGAGAAGUAAAUAUUUAUAACUACAGGAUUUUAUAUCUGAUAUUGCCUUUCAUUGUUUUCAGAGUAUAUGUGUAGAACAAGCACAACUGCAAAUUGUUAUCUAUAUGGUGGAAAUGUCUUGAAAGUUAUUUUCUUUUGCAAAAGCAGAA